CUUGAUAAUUGAUAUUGACAUGUCGUAUGCAAUGCACCUUCGCGUUUGUUGUGAUCUUUCUAACCUAUAUAAUUUAAUAUUAAUCACAUUUAAUGUUUUAGGAAGAUGAAUAUUUACUAAUUAUUGUGUGCGAUAAGUUUACAAAUGUACUACGAGUACGCAUGCGAUAUUACUCGUAAGUAAAAGUGCGAUUACUCGUUACUUGUGUACAUAACCUAGAAAUAAGUUUAUUUAACAAAAAUGGCAGAAAUACACGUCGACGAAGUCUGCCCGAAGAAGAAAAUGUACCCCAUUAUGCUCAACUUCCAAAACGGAGAAUUAACCGAUCAUUUUACCACCAAUGAUUGUAUGGUUUUUGAUAACAACACCAAUAACAUACGAACUGUUGCCACGGUAAUAGACAAAUUACUCUACGCCGGCGAAGAGAAGAAAGAGGAACUAGGCAAAACCUUCAUACUGGCGCGCAAUAAAAAAACGGGCAAGGUGAGAAUUAUAGAAACUUGCGUUGCAGACAUGAAACCUGUGUUAACCACAAAGCCUGAAUCAACAGAAGUCCUUGAGUCCAGCACGUUAGAGUUGAGCAGAAAGUUUGGCUCCAAAAAACAUAAACAAAAAAUGGAACAGAAAGAGAAACUCAAAGUCAAUGUUGAGACUGUUACAGAGCAAAUGCAGAACAUAUCUAAAGAUAUAUCUCAAGACGUCUUAGAUCUAACAUCGUAUGAUGAAAGUAAUUCAGACGAUUUCUACAUACCGAAAAUAAACCGCACCGCCACAAAAGUUGAGGACGUUUACAAUUUAAAUGAUAUCCUCACAGAAGGACAGUAUACAAAAAUACUAUCGGAGUUGGAAGGCAAAGAUUAUGUAUCAGAUAUGGUCGAUUUAGUUAAAAAUAUAGUCAAAACAAAUAAGUUAUCACCUAAAUUUACAGUACUCGCAGUGUACGCAAGUAGUUUGAUAGAAAUGUAUUCUUUGCCCGUCAAGAAACUGAUAACCAAGUCUUUGGUCAUAUGUCCCCACUCGAUCACUCUUAAUGAGUUAAUUUUUAGAGAUUUCUGCGUUACAUUGAACAAUAAACGCACUCGACCAGCUACGUAUAAAGACAAAACGUUGUGCCAUGCUAUAGUCUUUAUAUUAUUAAUAAACAAAUACAAAAUUGACAUGGAUUCGCUUUGUAAAGUCGCAAAAGUGACGCCAACCACUGUGUCGCUAAAAGUUAGAGUGACAGGUGCAUCUAUAGUGACUGUGGAUAAGAAAAAAAUUGUGCAUCUGAAACUGCCUUUAAACACACUAACACCUAAGUUCGGCAAACGGAAAAGUGCAAAGUUUUGAAUAAAUUUGAAAAUAUUCUA
This is a messenger RNA of Bicyclus anynana (squinting bush brown), 1349 nucleotides long. Its product is annotated as DNA-directed RNA polymerase I subunit RPA49-like. The coding region runs from base 241 to 1329 and encodes 362 amino acids. Gene Ontology annotation, molecular function: DNA binding. Lineage: Eukaryota; Metazoa; Arthropoda; Insecta; Lepidoptera; Nymphalidae. Gene Ontology annotation, biological process: RNA polymerase I preinitiation complex assembly; transcription elongation by RNA polymerase I; nucleolar large rRNA transcription by RNA polymerase I. Gene Ontology annotation, cellular component: RNA polymerase I complex. The record is from RefSeq and is a predicted model, not a curated record. The transcript has a single exon.